Messenger RNA from Phlebotomus argentipes, 407 nucleotides. RefSeq names its product ubiquinol-cytochrome-c reductase complex assembly factor 2. The transcript has 2 exons. Gene Ontology annotation, cellular component: mitochondrial matrix. Bases 102 to 407 code for a protein of 101 amino acids. Lineage: Eukaryota; Metazoa; Arthropoda; Insecta; Diptera; Psychodidae. The record is from RefSeq and is a predicted model, not a curated record. Gene Ontology annotation, biological process: mitochondrial respiratory chain complex III assembly.
UCAGUCAGAUUUAGUCGGCUCACACCUCCAAGUGAAAAAUGUGUUGAUGUUUUCUUUCUCUCGGUUUUUCGCGGAAAAGAAGCAUUGUCGCUGCGAAAAGAAUGUCAGCCAACUACAGGCGAUUCCUCAAGAUUCUGGAGAAGUGGCCUGUUGACAAAUCAAAAGCUGGGAGGGAUUUGGCUGAGGAUCUCCGAGACCAACUAAAGAAUUUAUUAGUCAGAGAGCAGGAGACGAAUUUCAACGCGGAAAAGUUCACUAAAGAACUAGACGCCCUUUCGCGGAUUGAGAAGAGCGUCCACGGAAAGAGUUACGCGAGGAAUUUCAAGACAACAGCCACUGGACUGACCGGAGAGCAGUGUAAUCAAGUCCUCUCCUCGGAAUUCCUUGAAUAUAUGAACACUAAGUAG